AUGAUCUCCUUUGUUCAAAGGCUCGAAAUUAUAACUUUUUGUAAAUAUAUUGACUUAUUAAGUUGCAGACUGCAAAUUAUUAAUAAAUAUUUAAAAACCUUUGUUGAUGAACAAAAUAGAAAAUCCGUUACAGUUUUUACAAUGGAAAGCAAAACUAUUAGAACAAAAGAGACGGUCAAUUUUAUUGGCAAUGCAUCUGAGAGUAAUACUAAAAUACGCGAUCUGGCUCAGAUGUAUGGCAUGAUCGCACAUACCUGUGAACGAUUACUCUCAGUGCGCAACGAAACAAAAAUUCUGGUAAACAAAAUCAUCAUGAACUAUGAUCUGCCGACGACAAUGAGAGAUCAAGCUAAAGCGUUCAUGGAACUUGUAGAGGCCUGGCCGUUGCAUAUCCACAUUUACGAUAUGUUCUCAGUGGACAUAACACUGAUGUUAAAAUUCAUAAGUGUGGCUACAACUUACUUUAUUGUAGUCAUUCAAAGCACAAUUCUUGUGAACAAAAUCAUCAUGAACUAUGAUCUGCCGACGACAAUGAGAGAUCAAGCUAAAGCGUUCAUGCAACUCGUGGAGGCGUGGCCGUUGCGUAUCCACAUUUACGAUAUGUUCUCAGUAGACAUAACACGGAGUUAA
Messenger RNA from Helicoverpa armigera (cotton bollworm), 630 nucleotides. RefSeq lists its product as uncharacterized. Lineage: Eukaryota; Metazoa; Arthropoda; Insecta; Lepidoptera; Noctuidae. Gene Ontology annotation, cellular component: membrane. The coding region runs from base 1 to 630 and encodes 209 amino acids. The transcript has 3 exons. Gene Ontology annotation, biological process: sensory perception of taste. The record is from RefSeq and is a predicted model, not a curated record.